AUGUUAGCGGAUAUCCGGAAGAUAAGGACUCUUAAGCUUCAGCUCGACUAUGUUCUGACGAGGAACAUUCCUCAGUCAGAUAUCCGAAAAUCUAGAGGUGCUUGGGACGUCGCGUUCGACUCUGAUCACCGUCCAGUUCUUCUCAGCUUCAAGAUACGGUUCCACAAGAGAAACCGAGGAGUUCCUCUUCAACCGAAAAUCGACAUGGCAGGUUUGAAAGACGAUGAAUGCGGAACAAAAUUUCGCCAACGUGUGUCUAUUCAUGUUCGAGUACGGACCAGGAAGAAGCUUAGCGAUGCGGAUUCCUUCAAAAAGUGCAUCCAGGACGCUGCAAGGGAAACGCUCCCGGUUCUAUUGCCGCGGAAGAAGUUUGCUCUUGCAUCUGCGGAAACAAAAUCCACUACAAUUCUAAGGAAGCUGCAUCGUCAACUGCAACAAGACCGCGAUAACAAGUGGACGUCAAGAGCGAUGGAGUUUGAAAAGGCGUGGGAGGAUAAGAACCCGCGGAAAGCUUAUGCUUUGCUAAAACAGUAUAGCGGCAAAAUGAAAAGAUGUUCCCCUGUUCUCAACACUGCUAAUGGGGUAGCUGUCGGUGAAGCAACCCUUCCAAUUUGGAAGGAACACUUCAAGACCUUGCUGAACCGGCUAGCACCGUCAGCUCCUGAACUCGAGCACGUUCAUAGGCCGACAUAUGCGGUUAACGAGGAGCCACCGACUAAGUCGGAGGUUCUAGUCUGUAUUCAAAAAAUAAAGAAUGGAAAAUCUGGUGGAGACGACGGGAUUAGCGCAGAAAUGCCAAAAUAUCUUCCUCCGUCUGGGAUCCGUGAGAUGACAAAGAUCAUCCGUUCAAUAUGGAUAGACGAAAGGAUACCUGAUUCGUGGAGAAACGCUAUCAUAAUUCUCCUCCACAAGAAGUUAUCCGUCACGGACCCCAGGAAUUAUCGAGGAAUCUCUUUGCUGCGUGUUAUGUACAAGGUAUUGGAGCGCAUUAUCCUACUCAUUAAACAUCGCGAAGAAACAACGCGCGACGAGCAAGCAGGCUUUCGUCCUGGCCGAUCUACGAUUGACCAGGUGUUUAUCGUCAGGAGAGAGAUCGAAAUCUGGCAGCGGUAUUCGAAGCCAAUGCAACUAGCGUUUCUUGACUUUUAA
Messenger RNA from Necator americanus (New World hookworm), 1149 nucleotides. RefSeq lists its product as uncharacterized. The coding region runs from base 1 to 1149 and encodes 382 amino acids. NCBI's taxonomy places the organism in Eukaryota, Metazoa, Nematoda, Chromadorea, Rhabditida, Ancylostomatidae. The transcript has 2 exons. The record is from RefSeq and is a predicted model, not a curated record.